Pleuronectes platessa (European plaice) is the source of this 4422-nucleotide messenger RNA. RefSeq names its product bile acid-CoA:amino acid N-acyltransferase. Bases 363 to 1700 code for a protein of 445 amino acids. Gene Ontology annotation, biological process: fatty acid metabolic process; acyl-CoA metabolic process. Gene Ontology annotation, molecular function: fatty acyl-CoA hydrolase activity. The transcript is spliced from 13 exons. NCBI's taxonomy places the organism in Eukaryota, Metazoa, Chordata, Actinopteri, Pleuronectiformes, Pleuronectidae. The record is from RefSeq and is a predicted model, not a curated record.
UGUGUUGUGGCCUCUUCUUGCUGCGCGUUUGGCUUCUUGCUGCGCGUUUGGCUUUUUGCAACGCGUUACGGUAUUUGCUGCGCGUUUCUCUAUUUGCAGCUCGUUCCGGUAUUUGUAGCGCUUUUCUCUUUUUGCAGGUGUUUUGUCAACUUGCAUGUGUUUUCUUAAGUUGCCGUUCGUUGAGCUUUCAGGGCCACCGUAGUUUCGUCCUUGUCCGUGCACCUAAGCCCUUAUCCACAGUCAUUGUUGUUUUUGCCUAUGAGGUUUGCUACGCCACGUCCUCUUCAUGGUGUGGGUGUGUCUGCUUGGCAUCUUCAACAACAGCAACAGGAGUGUUUAAGGUCGGAUCUUAAAAGACCAUCAUGCUGGGCCGAUGUGUGACCACAAUGCAGCAGCUCGUGGGAAUGAGGUUAAAACCAUGCUUCAAUCUACACAGGAAUCUGACAGGCUUGCAUCGUGCAGUGGGUGCAGUGCGGUGGAGGAGCAGCUGUAGACCAGCCCCUCUGUUGACAGCUGCUCCUGUUCGGGCUCUCAUAGACGAACAGAUCAGCAUUAAAGGACACUUCCUACUCCCGAGCAGUCCAGUUACAGUGUGUGCACGAAUGCACAGUGAGGAUGGUGACCUGUGGGAGGCCUUCGCCCAUUAUAAUACAAAUGCAGAUGGCACUGUGAACUUGAGCAGGGAUCAUUCUAUUGGGGGAUCAUAUAUGGGCUGUGAGCCAAUGGGACUCUUCUGGGGACUGCAGCCGGCUCCUGGAGCACGAGAAGGUUUGAGAUUGCGGAAAAAAUAUGUUGACACUCCAUAUGUGGUGCACAUUUCUGUACUGGACGGGCAUGUGUCACCCAGUGAGGCACAGGGUGCUGAGCUGGCAGCUGUAACUGCUGAGCGCUGGUACAUGGCACCAGGCGUAAGGAGAAUAGAGAUUCGUCAAAACACACUUGUAGGGACGUUAUUCUUACCCCCUGGUCCAGGUCCCUUUCCUGCCAUGUUGGACCUGUGGGGAAUGGGUGGAGGACUGGUGGAGUACCGCUCUGCUCUGUUUGCAUCCAGAGGCUACGCCAGCUUCUCGCUCGCCUACAUAGAGCACAAAGACUUACCUGGCCCAAAGAACUGCCUCAAUGUUGAUGAUUCAUAUUUCAAGACAGCCUUCCACCUGCUGCGAGAUCAUCCUCAGGUCUGUGCCGACAGAGUUGGGAUGAUCGGUCUGUCGUAUGGAGUCUACCUGGCUCUUCGAAAUGCCACUCAGCCUGGUGUCAAACCCUCCUGUUUGAUUUGUAUCAAUGGACCAGUGGGAAGUACCAUCAAGCUCUCAGAUGCAGGCGGCAGGACUGAAAACAUUGAAAGUAACAAUAAAUACUGGGAGUAUGAUGACCAAGGCCUUGUCACUUUCAAAGAAAUCUCCUCGCCUGCUAAUCUUGACCCUGAGAGCAAAGUGAAGAUCGAGAACAUCACUUGCCCAUUAAUGUACAUAGAGGGAGAAGAUGACCAGAAUGCAUCAAGCACAGACAACGCAAACCUGAUCGAGGAAACCCUGAGGGCCGCAGAUAAAUCUCACCUGUUCACUCGCUUGUCGUACCCCGGUGCUGGUCACCUGAUCGAACCGCCUUACUCGCCAAAUUCAAGAAUAUCCUUAUGGAGAGUCAAACCUGAAAAAGGUGAGUCAUGUCCCAUUGCUCCAGACCCAUCAUUAAAAUGUUAAGACAAGUGUUCACUCUGUGGGGAGGUCAUCUCGCACCCCAUGCUGCAGCACAAGAAGACUCCUGGAAGAAGAUGCUAGAAUUUAUGGAAAACAAUCUGAGACGGUGAAUCUUUGGUGAAGUGGACUUUUGAGAUAGGAAAUAACUUGUGUAUGUGUGACUGUGAAAAUGCUGCAUUUAUCAGAGAGAGUUUUACAAUCCAGAAAACUGAGGGCGAAAAGGAACUUUGUUGUUGUCCUGGUGCGUGUGAAUCACCCAAAAACGUGUUCACUUCAUCCUUCAGGUCGAGCACUUUACAUUGAGCGGAGUUAAGAGUGGCCACAGGGAGGAGCUGUUUGGUCCCUGUCAGAGUAGUUCAGCUCAUGAGUAGGAGAGACCACUUAUACAGUUACACUUCCUAGCUACUGUUGAUGCAGCUGUAUUAAAUGUAUUACUUGACACAUCACAAUGCUACAAACUGCCAAGCUAAAAUUUAGAUAGAUAGAUAGAUAGAUAGAUAGACAUACACAAAUAUGGAUAGAUAGGAAUGGAAUCGCAGAGGUAAGUGUAUUUAAAAAAGUUGAAAACAGUCAAACUUAAAAUACAUGACUACAGCCUAAAUCAAAUAAAGAUAAAUGUAGGCAGUAAUGGUGACAUAUAACUAAUGGCCUGUGGGCUACUAACCCUGUAUGGAAGUGAAAAUUGCUGACGUUGUUGUUGGCCUGGCUCAAACCCAUUGCAAAACAAAUACAUUGAGAGACUGAAUGCCAUAGAACUUCUUACUUUUAUUAUAUUAUUUAUUAUAUAUUUGACAAUCAUAACUGAAGAACACAAAUGCAUGAGACUACUACACAACAAUUACUGUCAGGAGUUGUAAAGUGUACAAAGUACCUUCAGAACUGAAGAAACCUCUUGGAUGAGAGGUGAGACAUCUUUGAGAAACAUGAGCGUGUCCAGUUGACUAUGUACACUUACAACUCCUGAAAACACAAUGACCUGGGUGACAGAGUCCUCAGAUAUACACAGCAGCCACGUCCAUUAAGUAGCUUCUACAGUGCAGCCACAGAUAAAGGAUAGUAAAAUAGUUGCUGUCACACUUAAAAUAUCUGGAAAAAGAAAAUUGCAGAAUAAUUAGACUGUAACUAAUAUAUUUUAAAGAUGUGGUAUUGGAUUGCAGCAUAAAUUUGCAUACACUAUAUUUUUCUACUUUUCUCUAUUUUACCAUGCAAUAAGUCGUUUAUACAGAAAAAACAAAUGUGGCAACAACCUGCCUCCAAGUCAAAAUCUACUCAGACGUCAUCUUAAUGGGCAUUAAUCAUUCACUCCCACUUAAAGAAUACAGACACUUUUCCUAUCUACCUCAUCGUGUUCAAUGAGAUAUUAGUGAACAUGCUUAUCAGUCAUGUUGACUUGGGAUGAAGAGCUCAUGGCAUGCCGAGGUCACCAUGGAGAUGAGGGUGAUGAACUCUUUGAAGUCGAUCUCCAGGUCUCCGUUCUGGUCGAGGUCCGCGAAGAGCUCGUCCAGGGUCUCAUUCUCAUGGAUUUUCUGUUGAGCAGAAAAACCGACUGACGUUAUGAGGCAGAAAUUACAUUCAUUUCGCACCAGGGAUCUAAAAUUGAUAGAUUUAAUAAAAGAUUUACAGUUUGAGCUGAGAGUGGCAGUAGAGGAAUGUUGUAAGUUAUUUCUCUGCACAUUUACCUCAUCUUACAUUUCACAUCUCACAGUUUGAUAGAAGUGUUUCACUCUGACAACCAACCAACCAAAAUCAAAGUCAGUCAUCAAUAGAAUUCCAGCGUAGCUUUUGUCAACAUAUACAAGUAUCUUAAUUCCAAUGCACAUAGUCUCCAAAUAGUCAUAAACAGCCUGAGUGUUUAAGUUGUCGAGAGUAAUAUCAAUUCUUAUGUUAUACAGUGCUGUCAAAAACAGAGCAGUUAUUAUGAAUCCAUAACGUACCAUUAUGAAAUGACUCAUCUCAUUAUUGAUGAGUGCUUUUAGCUCCGUUUUUCUCAGGUUGCACUUGUGACCCGAGUAUUUGUGGAACACUCGAAUGAUGCUGGCCAUGCUACUCUCCAGCUCUGACAUGGUCUCCUUUGAAGCCUGCAACAAACACAACGUGACACAGCUGAGUAUUUUACUCUCACGUGAAGAUGUCAUAUGAGAGAGAUGAUUCAAUUUUAGUUUGUUUGUUCAUAAAAUGCAUUGCAGCAUAUUGUUUUAGUAACAUCAUUAUCUAUAAACUAUCACCAAUGAAUGUAUGACAAUAAUAAAGAUUGAGUCUUUCUUACCUGCAUCUGAAGAAACGCGUCUGUCUUGUAAGGAUCCUAACUGAGACAGGCAGCUUAUCCAGCAGUGUGUUCACUGCCUCACCCAAUUCACUGUCCAGACUAAAAUGUAUUGAUCAACAGCUUCCACUUACAUCUACCAUGCACUAUGUAAUGUACGACUAAUGGAUAUUAGUGGUCAGAGAUUUGACCAAAAACCAUUUGCUUUUAAAAUGUGUCACUUGAGUAUGAUCAGGUUUCGCCGUUUCUCCAAAGUCAGUUCCGGCCACAAACUGAUCUAGAGUCCUGCAAACUUCCCGCAAUUUGUGCAGGUCCUGGUUCAUAAUCAUAAUCUGUAAUGUAAAAUAAUCUUUCUAAACUCUGCAUGAGAAAGUAAAGGUUGUGAAUGUGUAAUUGUAGAAAACGUUUGAAAACUUUUACAAAUUGCAUCAAAAAAUAUGUAUAAAAACGUUUUUCUAAGUA